AUGUCCUUCUCGUUUAACUUUGCAGUGGAUAGUAGCUCCACGACAAUGCCAUUAGCGUCGACUACUGUCUCUACCCCGUCCAAUUCCUCUAUACGUUUGCGCAAGUGUGAACGAUUUAUCUAUCAUCCAAAUGCCACGUCCGUCGCCUUUUCCACUGUCCGAGUAGGUGAUCAAACGUUUCAAAUUGUCAACACGACACACGCGGACUUUAUGACUCGUACAGGUGCCAUUAGUUCCAUUUUGACCACGUCGGACGUGCAGACGGGGGGUUUAUGA
Messenger RNA from Peronospora belbahrii, 276 nucleotides. The record is from the annotation of a GenBank genome assembly. Lineage: Eukaryota; Oomycota; Peronosporomycetes; Peronosporales; Peronosporaceae.